Molecule: messenger RNA, 2950 nt
Organism: Orbicella faveolata
Lineage: Eukaryota; Metazoa; Cnidaria; Anthozoa; Scleractinia; Merulinidae
Product: phosphatidylinositol 4-phosphate 5-kinase type-1 alpha-like
Biological process (GO): phosphatidylinositol phosphate biosynthetic process
Cellular component (GO): plasma membrane
Molecular function (GO): 1-phosphatidylinositol-4-phosphate 5-kinase activity
Source: RefSeq, a predicted model, not a curated record
UGUUCCGAUGGUGUUUUUGUGUAAAUUAUGUUAUUUAUCUCCUGAUCUUACCUCCUCUUGAAAUAAUACAGAAGUUUAAUUUUCAGAUAAUCCAACGUUUUCAACAUUUUCGUGUAAAUCUGUGGCAUGCAUGUCGUUGAGUACGGAAGGUAAUAUUUUGACCGCAGUAUUUUGCUUCUUAUGUGACAAAGGUUAGACUUAUGGCGACAGGAUUGAGCCUGAAUUUAGAACCAGCAAAAGGGACAAGCUCGUAUAAAGUGUCGCUGGGAAAUUCAUCGGUUAAGCCAAAGACUAAACCAGCGCCUUUAGAGAUGCCCCGAACACAGUCUUUCACAUCAACAGACAAAGAAAAGAACCCUCCCACCCCACGGUCCAAGAUUGGACAUCGUAGGGUGGACGAGACUGGAGAAACAACAUACAAAAAGACUCCAUCAUCAGCACUUAUGUCAGCUAUUCAAUUGGGGAUUGGAUAUACAGUUGGAAGGUUGUCAGCCAAACCAGAACGUGAUGUUCUUAUGCAAGAUUUUGCUGAAGUAGAGACUGUCACAUUUCCAAGUGAGGGAUCAAGAGAGACUCCAUCCCAUCGCUUUAGUGAUUUUAAAUUCAAAACGUAUUCUCCAGUCGCUUUUAGGUAUUUUCGUGAUCUAUUUGUAAUGAAUCCAGCUGAAUUUAUGAUGGCUCUGUGUAAUGAACCACUGGUGGAACUGGCCAAUUCAGGAGCAAGUGGUUCCUUAUUUUAUGUUACAAAUGACGAUGAAUUUAUUGUCAAGACCGUGCAACACAAGGAGGCUGAAUUUCUCCAGAAAUUGUUACCGGGCUACUAUUUAAAUUUGAAUCAGAACAAGAGAACUCUGUUGCCAAAGUUUUUUGGUUUGUACUGUUACCAGUGUGGAGGAAAGAACAUCAGAUUAGUAAUAAUGAACAACCUCUUACCUCUGGGAUACAAAAUACAUUUCAAAUAUGAUCUUAAGGGUUCAACCUAUAAAAGAAAAGCUUCAAAAGCCGAAAGAGCAAAGGAAACGCCAACAUUAAAAGACUUGGACUUCUUGAAUGAUCAUCCAGAGGGCCUUUUUCUUGAACCGGAAACUUACAAUGCUGUAAUGAGGACAAUCCAAAAGGAUUGUAGAGUGUUACAAAGUUUUAAGAUCAUGGAUUACAGUCUUCUUCUUGCAAUUCAUAAAGUAGAAGAGACUAGUGGUGGUGUACCAAGAUACAAGCGAUCUAACAGUGAGCCGGCAACUGACAGACCAAGCAUAGCGGAGACGCCAUCAGGGCAGCUUCCCUUCUCUCCUGAUGAGGAUACUAGAGCAGGCAGCCCAGAGGGUGGUCGAAUGCCUCUAACACGUGCACGGAGUCUGAAAGGAAGGGAAGGCUUCAGCUCAGCAUGGGAAGCAAUCACUGUAGGAGAUGAAACAGAGGAAAGACCGGUGGGAGGCAUUCCAGCUCGUAACGCCAAAGGCGAGCGGUUACUUUUGUUUAUGGGAAUUAUAGAUAUCUUACAAAGUUACAGAAUAGUAAAGAAACUUGAACACGGUUGGAAAGCUCUUGUUCAUGAUGGGGACACUGUCUCUGUUCACAGACCGUCAUUUUACUGCACAAGAUUUCAAGAAUUCAUGUCUGCACACGUUUUCAAGAAAGCCACAGUCAAAACGUCUCCAAGAAAGCGUAAUGUAGGAAGUUCAGUAAAUCGUGUGCGAUCAAUGACAGAACAGGACCGAAAUCAACGAGAAAGAACACUUACCGGUGAUAGUAUGACGUCUGACAAAGGACGAUCGAGAUCAUUUACGGAAGCUGAUAAAAAUAUUGAAGGAAGUAGCCUCAAAAAGAUCAUGGUUACUGCACACAGCAGCCACACGGCGGCGGCGCCUGACGAGACUGCUACAGCUGAGAAAAAAGUCGUCGUAGUUGAUCCUCACGAAAUUUCAUUAACAGAAGCGGAGGAAUCGAACUUUUCCGAGUCUCAAACAGCAUCUGCAGUCACUCAGGAGACUGGGAGCGCUGCUCAAGGUUGUCUUCGACGCCAAGUUAGUUUCCAACUUCCAGAGGAAGUAGAGAACUUGGAAGAGCAAUGAGUGCAUAGUAACAGAUGAUUCAUCUUGCUACCUGCAGAUAUGGAAGGGCUUGACAAGGCUGAAAAUUUCCUUUUUUGCAUCCAUUAAAAUCGACCACUAUGAACAUCAUCGUGUGACAAAUAAUUGGUCUUCUUUACAAUCUUGAAAUCCCCUCCUUGCUCUAUACACGCGGAAGGUUACUCAAUAGAUCAGUUUUCUUUUAGCCAGUGAUAGUAUUUUCCUUUCCAGCUUAUAAAUAAAUACAAAAGCAGUCGAACUUGAAAAAUAUUGCAGCUGGUAGGUGCUUUGGACAGAGAUUGAACCGAAAUUUUCGGCCAAUUGCGAUUACAAAAACGUUUUACUGACAAGACUCCACGUACAAAGACGAUAGUAAAAGCUCGAUCACAUGGCAACGAUACAUCAUGUACAGCAGUAAUUUGUAAAGAGGGUGGUCGACGGGUUUCCUUUUUCCUUUUGAAUCAUGAGGACGUUUUAUUGCGGUUAGCUAGUUAUAGAGAUCGAUUGUUGUUAAAAAAUAGAGUUUUUAAAUGAUGAAAAUCAAUGUUAUGUCUCCAGGUGGGACGCUGUAAACUUGUAUUGAAACAAUAACCUUGGGUUAAUUUGAAAAUAAUUGUUUCAUCUAAAAACAUCAGAGUUGUUAGUAGUGAUAAAUGACAUCAUAUUCCAAGACAGUAUAAACACGGUUUACACUAUGUUCCAAGUAGCAAAAUGCUUUUUGACACUUGUUGUUUUUUUGUUUCAAACACUCGCGACAUGGCGACACAGGGGACAAUCAAAGAUAAAAUUUCUGAGCCACGGAUAGCCUGGAGCUAAGACGGGUGAUUUUUCACACUUAGUCAGCUGUAAGAUCUUCUAACAAUAAACUGCAAAACUGAACA